CGGAUAGCAACAGUUCCGUUUGAGUUUUGAAGUUUAUCACAAGUGAAUUCUCAUCGAUAUCAUGGCAUCCUUUGCCUGUGUACUCGUAGUUCUGAGCAGCCUGGCGGUACUCAAUAGUGCAUGGCCUGCUGAUCAGCCUCAACCACAGCUGGUUGAAGUUGUUCAAUUGAAGGAUAUUGCGGAAGUACCGGUGCAGCAAGAAUCGACCGAUCGAGUUAAGCGGCAAUUUGGUGGCCUCCAAGGUCUACUUGGAGGACUCGGAGGAUUAGGUCUUGGUGGUCAUAGACAAGGUGGAUAUGGCCAGGGUGCAUAUGGUCAUGGUGGAUAUGGUCAAGGUGGAUAUGGUCAAGGUGGAUAUGGCCAUGGUGGGUAUGGUCAUGGUGGAUAUGGACACGGUGGAUAUGAGCAAGGACACGGACAUGGCCAUGGGCACGGACAUGGGUAUGAGCAUGGACACGGACACGGACAUGAGCAUGGGCAUGGACAUGGACAUGGCCACGGACACGGGCAUGGGUAUGAGCAUGAGCAUGAGCAUGGGCAUGGACACGGACAUGGUCACGGCCAUGGUCACUUUUAAAUUAGGUUAACUGUGAUAAAUUGUACAAAAUAUGUAGUUGAAAUUAGCUUAAGUAUUCAAACAUAAAUUAUAUCAAAAGACUUUGAAACACUUUUUGUUGUUUUAUACUAAAUAUCAAUACUUUUUUUAAAUUUAUGAAAGUAUAAAAGUAUAAAUAAAUUUAUAUUAUUCAUUUAUAAAUAA
Malaya genurostris is the source of this 760-nucleotide messenger RNA. RefSeq lists its product as uncharacterized. The coding region runs from base 62 to 577 and encodes 171 amino acids. The transcript has a single exon. Lineage: Eukaryota; Metazoa; Arthropoda; Insecta; Diptera; Culicidae. The record is from RefSeq and is a predicted model, not a curated record.